This is a messenger RNA of Spodoptera litura, 1245 nucleotides long. It is a transcript of the gene 140up, whose product is annotated as RPII140-upstream gene protein. Gene Ontology annotation, cellular component: mitochondrion. Gene Ontology annotation, biological process: mitochondrial respiratory chain complex I assembly. Lineage: Eukaryota; Metazoa; Arthropoda; Insecta; Lepidoptera; Noctuidae. The record is from RefSeq and is a predicted model, not a curated record.
UACAUUGAAUGUCACCGGGGUUUCUCGGUUUGUGUGAAAUGAAAAUGAAAAUUUGAAAACGGAAUUAAUAUAUUAGAAGAUAAUAUUAUGUUGUGUAUAUAAAUAAGAGUUAUUUUAGUGAUAAGGACUACUGCUGCAGUAAAUUAUUUAUUUGCUAAAAUGUUUCGUACAAUCACGAAGUUGUCACCGACAAUAGCUUUAGGCGUAUUUCGACAUUCUUCUAGUCAAUAUGACAAGGACCUGCUGAAUAGGCCAAACCCUAGUGGUCCUGAGACGGGUUGGGAUAGAGUCAAACAAAUGUAUACGGGCGGUGAAUUUGAGGAAGUUUCUGAAGAAUUAAACACAGUACUGCAGUCAUCAUUAUGUGGAGCGUUUAUUGGUGCGUGUAUGGGAGGAUUUGUUAGUUCUCGGGUAGCUUAUCUGAAUUUCAUUGAGAAUAAUCAAGCUACAAUAUUCAAAUCUACUGCCGCCGCUAAGAAACAAUUGCAAAAUUAUGUAACUGUAGCAUUUGCAAAGGGAGCAUAUAAGUGGGGCUGGAGAUUGUGUUUCUUUACAGGAAUAUUCAGUUUAACAUCAACCACAAUAUCAGUGUACCGAGGAGACACGUCUUUAAUUGAGUUUGUAUCAGCCGGUGCCCUAACUGGGGCGUUAUAUAAAAUCGAUAUGGGUUUGGCUGCUACUCUAGUGGGUGCUGGUUUAGGAACCGCAUUGAGUUUUGUUGCUGGCAUAACUAUUUUAGGAAUAUUGAAAGUGACUGGCGUGGACAUGAUAGAUAUUAGAAAAGCUUUGUACAAAUUAAAAGAAGCUCGAGACGAGCAAUUCAAUCAAGCAUUAGAGAAAUCAUCAAAACAAAAGUAUGACAGCCUAACGGACCACCAUACAAAGUUAGUUAUCGAAGAAGGAGAGAAGAAAAUAGAAGAAAUGUAAAUUAAUAAAAAAUCCAACUCACCAUAUUGUAAAUAAAUAAACCAAUAUUAAGUUAAAUAUUCUUUUUAAAAUCUGUUUGUUUUAAUUCAAUUUAACUUCAAUUAUUGAUUCUAGUGUCACAAGAUUAAUUAACAUGAAUUUAACUUAAAAUUUAAAGUGUUUUCCUGUAAAAUGAAAAGUAACUUCUGAUUUUUUGUCUUUUGUUGUUCAUAGGCAAUAACCUCUCUGAUUCGAUGUUUUAUUCAUAUCAGCUAUAAGCUGGAUCUGCAGAUUGUGAAUAUAAUAGAUUAUAUUAGUAAAAUAAAUGAAUUUAUAACA